Molecule: messenger RNA, 1326 nt
Organism: Pleuronectes platessa (European plaice)
Lineage: Eukaryota; Metazoa; Chordata; Actinopteri; Pleuronectiformes; Pleuronectidae
Gene: entr1
Product: endosome associated trafficking regulator 1
Exons: 11
Coding region: 201-1115 (304 amino acids)
Biological process (GO): regulation of cytokinesis; positive regulation of protein localization to cilium; positive regulation of cilium assembly
Cellular component (GO): midbody; early endosome; centrosome
Source: RefSeq, a predicted model, not a curated record
AUCUUACACGUCGUCAGCUCUGAUCACCACAAACUCUCUGCACAUCUUCGUCUGUGUCUUCAGCAUGUGUGUCAGCUCUUCUUCACCAGAGAGUUUCCGGGUCUGACGUUGAGAGACGGCGGAUCGGGAGGACGAGGGGAUCGAGCAUGUGACGGAUCAGAGCCGGUGUCCAAUCCGAGACCGACUCCAGCUGCGUCCUGAUGUCCGGACACAGGACCAGGAAGAGCCUGAUCAUCACAGACGAUGAGGAGGUUAAGGCUGAGGAGCUCAACCCCUUCUCCUUCAAAGAGUUUCUACGAUUGAAGGACCAGGACCAGGACCCGGACCCGGACCAGGACCCGGAUCCGGACCAGGACCGGGACCAGGACCGGGACCAGACACACAGUGAGUCCUGCAGCUCCUCAACCUUUGACCCUGAUGUCAACAAACGUUUCUUCUCUGAGCCGUCGAUGUCACCACAGGAGGAAGAAGACAAGGAUUGGGGGUGGGGCUUCCAGUGUGUCGCCAGCAGCUCCUCCCCUCUCUCGGAGGAGACCAGAUUCAGCUCUGAACCUGACAUCAAGCCGAAAGGAGGAGGAGACAAUGAAGGAGACCACGAGAUGUCCAUGACUGAACCAAUCAUCUCCUUCAGGAGAGGGAGCGACAUACAGUUGAAGGAGGAGAACAUGGCGUUGAGGAGAACCAUCAGAGAGCUGCAAAGCAGAUCAGAUGCUAAAGAACACAGGGUGCAGGAGCUAUCGGAGGAGCUGCUCCAGAGGAGACGUCAGGAGGAGAAGGAGGCUGAGGAUCUGGAGAGCAUGGUCCACUCUGUGGAGCAGAACCUGCACCUGAUGACGCGAGCGAUGAAAGCAGAGAACUACGUCAGUAAACUGAAGGCGGAGCUUCAACAGCUGCAGGUGGAGGCGGAGUCUCUGCGGUCGGAGAACGAUGGACUGAAGGCAGCAGAGACUCAGGUCGUCAUGACGAUGAGACAAACUGCUCUGGUGGCGUCUGAGUAUCUGAACAAGACGGCAAGCCACGCCCACUCCUCCAUCCGUCAGCUGCUGGGAGAGGCGGAGACUCUUCGUCUCGUGUCUCAUCUUCUUCGUUCUAUUGAUAAAAUCUCAGAGUGUUGAAGCUGCGACGCGAGGACGAGCUGUUUGAUGACAUCACAGCAGCAGGUUGCUGAUUGGAUAGAUUCUGUAUCAGUGCAGACUGAAGAUGAUGUCAUGACGUUUAUUCUUCAAAUAGAAACUUUAUUAAACAGUUUGUUUGUCAACGAUGAUCUCAGGUCAGAUUCUGUUCCAUCAUGUUUCUGUAAAACAAUAAAACACAACAUUCAUAACA